UAAACGGCAGGGUGAUGUCAAAAAAUCUUCUAGAAGAAAGUGUAUAUUUCAUAGAAAAGUUAAGGUUGUUUUUAUUUGUUUUUAGACAUCUCCGACUUCUAAGGCAAGACAUCUCCGACUACAGCUUUGACGGUUUGACAGAGCUUCAUCUCGGCCAGGCCAAAGUUUCGAGCGACGAGAUAUCUGACAUUCUUCGGAAAAAGCCUCAACUUCGCCUCCUGAAACACUACCAGCUCACGACCGCCUUGUGUCACCUCCACGGCAAAGACUGGAGGACGUCUCCAGGCAUUUUGCCCACUUACAAGCUCAAGAAUAUUGACGCCGAUUUUUCCCAUGUGGUUCGCUGCAGAAUGUCGCCCCACGCUGUUCUUCCUCCGGACGCGCUCAAAUUGGCCGUCGCCCUCUGCCCAGAAGCGACUUCGAUCCGUUUAAGAUUCGACUGUUCGACGCCCCAUCACGUCGUAGGGCCGCUUGUCAAUUUAAAAGCUCUACGAGAGCUAAGCGCAGUCUGCGUGACCAGCGGUGAAAGGACUUUGUUGGACUUCACAGACAUGAUUCCUAUCCUGGAACAGCACGGCCCGAAAACCUUAAACAUGCUUGAGCUCAAGGUAUUGGAAGAAGUGGACCCGCACGUAAUCGGCCACGUUUGCACGCAGCUAGAGAGUUUGACGCUGUCUGGUUGCGGCUACGUGACUCCGCCUACAUGUCAACAAUUCCGUUGUAGGAAAAAAUCAGCGAGGCUCCAACAGCUCAAGUACUUAUUUUAUGCCGACGGAGACGACUUCAGCUGGGACCACAGCUUGCCACAAUGCUUCUGGAGGUCCACGAUGUCCUCUGACAAGAGGUUUAAAAGCUCUCUCGAGUGCGUUUGCCUCGAGUCCCCCAGGAUGACGGUCGACACGUUGAAAGAGAGUUUCGACGACCCCGCGUCUUUCCCUCGGCUCAAGAUAUUGACAGUCUGCAGGGCGCCAGAAAUCGAUUUCGAGACAAUAGAAAGUUUAUCAAGAGUCGCUCCGAACCUCAGCUAUCUGAGGCUGACAUCAUGCGAGAAAAUAAACGCUAGAUUCGGCGCUAGGAUCAAGAAGCUUUAUCCUGACAUCGAAUUGAAAAUAGAUUAAAUACUGAUUUUUUGCUGUAUUUCUGCCUUCUUUGAAGAAUAAAUUGCCAUUUUUUUUAU
This is a messenger RNA of Cimex lectularius (bed bug), 1177 nucleotides long. RefSeq lists its product as uncharacterized. The transcript has 4 exons. Bases 15 to 1118 code for a protein of 367 amino acids. Lineage: Eukaryota; Metazoa; Arthropoda; Insecta; Hemiptera; Cimicidae. The record is from RefSeq and is a predicted model, not a curated record.